AUGAAAACUCCAGCAAUCCUUCUUUGCAUAAACCUCGUCGCUGCAUUGCAGUUCUACGAGAAGGCCGAUUCUGGCGAUAAGGCCUGCGGGUUACUUCACCAAGCUGUGGCUAUUUCAGGCCUGAGUGGGCGGUACUUGAACGUUGAUCGUUACUGCGAGGCUCUGAAUCAACCCUAUUUGGGUUCCAUGGCUGCCUGCUUGGUGGACUCCUUCGAUGAUGAGAAGUAUGUUGAGCACUUUGUCUCUACCUGUCUGGGCCAGAUAUCCAGAGACGACUUUGACAGGGCCUAUCAGAAUGCAUCCCGAGGGGCUCAAAAAGCACAAACAAAUCCGUUAUCGUUUGAUCCUGAAUCAGUGCUCUACCAGGCAAACGACACAUACAGCUACGACAGAACAAACAACUUCACACUCAUUUUCGGCAUCGUGCUCACGGCGUACUGGUUUGCUGUGUGUUUAAUUGCUGGCUUUUUCCACUGGACAAAGCGUCUUGUACCAUGGCUUUCUGAUAAGCUUCUCGGCUUUGCACCCUUCAACUAUGUCAGACGCUUUAUCGUGCUUCCUGCUACCUUCAGCAAAGCUCAUUUCAGCACAAAGAAGUUGGGGCCACUUGAAUGGCUUAUCCCUCUCAGAUUCGAAUCUGUCCUCCUCGCCAUUUACUUCAUUCUUUCAGCCAUUUUCUGUGGUGUGGAAAUCAACAAUGCAUCAGACAAGCCCUUGGUGCUCCAGGUGGGAAACAGGAGCGGCUCUCUUGCCACAUUUGCACUUCCAGUCCUCAUUUUGUUCGCUGGAAGAAACAACUUCUUGCAGUUUGUUACUGGCUGGCAGUAUACCCGAUUUGUGGUGUUCCACCGCUGGGUAGCUAGAGUGUCUUUCCUUGUAUUGAUGGUGCAUGUGGGCACGAAGACCAUGACACUCAAAUACUACCAGGCUUACCCGCUGUCUCUUUCAGAAACUUACCUCGUGUGGGGUACUAUCUCCACCGUUUGCAUGGGCUGCUUGGUGUUCUUCUCCAUGUACUGGCUUCGCAGAACCAGGUAUGAGCUUUUCCUACUUACCCACUAUAUUUUUGCAAUUCUCAUGAUUGCCGGUGGCUGGAUCCAUGUCAAGAUCAAACAACUCGAAGGCUUUUUCAUUGCAUGUGUUGCUGUGUGGGCAGUCAAUUUCGUCAUCAGAGGGCUCCGAUUGGCCAUCUUUGGAAUCCAAGAAGCCACUUUGGAACUCGAAGCCGACGAAACCAUCAGAGUCAUUUGCAAAAGACCACACUGGUGGCGUCCCCACCCAGGAAGCCAUGCUUUUGUUCACUUCUUAACACCAAUGUCGUUCUGGCAGUCUCAUCCCUUCACUUUGGUGGAUGAACCAGUGGAGGAGGGAACCGUGGGAAUGUAUGCCAAAAUCAAAGGCGGUGUCACACACGGUCUUUAUCAGCAAUUGUUGAGAGCACCCGGUCACUCCAUCAACAUCAAGGUCAUGGUGGAAGGCCCGUACUUUGAGAAAAUGCCCGUUGAAGAUGUCGAAAGGGCCGUAUUUAUUGCUUCCGGUAACGGCAUUCCAGGAAUGUACGCUGGAGCGAAGGACUUGGCUAUAAAUUACCCACGCAAGCCCGUGAGGUUGAUUUGGGUGAUCAGAGAUUACAUCUCCAUUUGCUGGUUCUACAGUGAGCUCAAGCAGUUGGAGUUGCUCAAUAUUGAUAUCAUCAUCUACGUCACUCGAGGCCUGAAGGAGGAUGAGCUUCGCCAUCAUAUCAGAAGAAACCUGCUCAAUGAAAAGUCUGAUCAAAGCAGUGGUUCCACGAAAGUGAAUGGGUCGAUCACUCUGAUCAACGAUCUCAAGCAGAGUCUUCCUUUUAUUCAGUUUGUCGAGGGUAGACCCAAUAUUGGUGGAUUGUCUCAGACGAAGUCAUCCAGCUUUGUCACUUGUGGUCAUCCUGCUAUGGUGGACGAUAUCAGAAAGCAGGUUGUAGACACGCUAGCCGUGGACCCCACCUCCAAAAUUGAACUCUUUGAGCAGUUCCAGAUGUGGUAA
This is a messenger RNA of Candidozyma duobushaemuli, 2022 nucleotides long. Its product is annotated as ferric reductase family protein. Gene Ontology annotation, biological process: intracellular iron ion homeostasis; iron ion transport; copper ion import. The transcript is spliced from 3 exons. Gene Ontology annotation, cellular component: plasma membrane. Lineage: Eukaryota; Fungi; Ascomycota; Pichiomycetes; Serinales; Metschnikowiaceae. Gene Ontology annotation, molecular function: ferric-chelate reductase activity. Bases 1 to 2022 code for a protein of 673 amino acids. The record is from RefSeq and is a predicted model, not a curated record.